Molecule: messenger RNA, 1589 nt
Organism: Cherax quadricarinatus
Lineage: Eukaryota; Metazoa; Arthropoda; Malacostraca; Decapoda; Parastacidae
Cellular component (GO): extracellular region
Molecular function (GO): growth factor activity; cytokine activity
Source: RefSeq, a predicted model, not a curated record
GGGUUCCUACCACCCACUCAACCCACCUCCACGCCCACCUACCCACCUACAACACGAACUUCAAUAUUCCUGGCCACUAACAGAGCCUGGUGCAGGGGCCAUGGACGAGCUGCUUGCUUCCAAUUUACCAUGGAUGGUUCUGCACCCAUGAGGGUAGAGAAAGCCACGCUCUGGGUAUGGAAGACCCAGGAUCAUGGUGAUGGUGGCACCCAGACUGUUAUUAUCAAGGAGGUAUCCCCACGUACCCAGCACAGAAUACCAGUGACACACCUGGCUACUAGCACCAGGUCAGGCUGGGUCCAGGUGGACCUGACUCACCAGGUACACAGGUGGAUGACAGGUGGCAAGACACAGCUGGAGCUACAAGUGUCCUGCCCCACCUGUCAGGGUCGACACUAUCCGGUGUCCACUCUACCAGACCACAGACCAUUUAUAGUAGUGGUCACUGAACCACAGGUACGAAAGCGGAGGUCAUCAAGAGAGUGUUCAUCACUAUGGGGUGGAGGUUGUUGUCGUCAAUCCAUCAAUGUAAGUGUGACAGAGAUGGGAUGGCAGGACUGGAUGAUCCAUCCUCGGUCCUUCACCUUCUACUAUUGUCAUGGCGCCUGUGCUGUCAGCAUACAGUCUGCCAACGCUCCAGGAACAUCACGAUAUAGCAACACUCUACAGAUGCUGGUGUUACGAGAGAGAGAGUCAUGGUUGAGACAAGCUCUAGCUCCCUGUUGUUCACCCACCAGCUACACCUCCAUGCAGGUGUUGUUCAGGUCUGGUACUGACCGGGUGGAACACAUGCAAAUACCUGACUUCCUGGUACAGUCAUGUGGCUGUAAUGGUUAGCAUAACAGUGCUUGUCACUGUAAUAUAUCUGUCCACACACCUGGGUGAUGCUGUAUGUAAUGUACAGCAGCUGUAGUCACUGUUAUUGACACUGUACCUUGAACAAUGUGCAUAACAGUGACACUGUACCCUGAACAAUGUGCAUAGCAGUGGCACUGUACCCUGAACAAUGUACAUAACAGUGACACUGUACCCUGCACAAUGUGCAUAGCAGUGGCACUGUAACCUGAACAAUGUACAUAACGGUGACACUGUACCCUGAACAAUGUAUGUACGUGACACUGUACUCAGAAUAAUGUACAUAACAGUGACAUUGUACCAUGAACAACCUGCAUAACAGUGACACUGUACCAUGAACAAUGUACAUAACAGUGACACUGCACCCUGAACAAUGUACAUAACAGUGACACUACCAUGAACAAUGUACAUAACAGUGACACUGUACCCUGAACAAUGUACAUAACAGUGACACUGCACUCUGAACAAUGUACAUAACAGUGACACUGUACCAUGAACAAUGUACAUAACAGUGACACUGUACCAUGAACAAUGUACAUAACAGUGACACUGUACCCUGAACAAUGUACAUAACAGUGACACUGUAUCAUGAACAAUGUGGAACAAAAGUACACUGAUGUGGUCAGUGUGGUAACAUAGUUAUGUAACAUGCAGUUAUGUGACAUGGUUAUGUAACAUGUAGUGUGACAUGGUUAUGUUACAUAGUUAUGUGACAUGGUUAUGUAACAUGCAGU